AUGACUGCGCCAAUCAAGCUCGCAGUCUUCAACACCCAUCCCUACGACAAGAAGUUCCUCAGCGCAGCCCACGCAGCCCAUGAAUCCUCAUCCGCCAUCGAAGUAGUCUACCAUGACUUCCCCCUCUCCCAGGACACAGUAUCGCUGGUGACUCACGCUAAGGCCGUGUGCGUCUUUGUCAACGACGAUGUCUCAGCCCCUGUACUGGAGGCCCUCUACGAGGCCGGCGUGAGGGCGAUCCUGCUGCGCUGCGCGGGCUACAACAACGUCGACCUGGACAAGGCCAAGCAGCUGGGCAUGUUCGUCGCCAACGUGCCCAGCUACUCGCCCGAGGCCGUCGCCGAGUUCGCCCUCGCGCUGAUCCAGACCCUCAACCGCAACACCCACCGCGCCUACAACCGCGUCCGCGAGGGCAACUACAACCUUGACGGCCUCCUCGGUAGGACCCUGCACGGCAAGACGGUCGGCCUCGUGGGCACGGGCAAGAUCGGUGUCGCCCUGGCGCGGAUCCUCAAGGGCUUCGGCUGCACCCUUCUCGCGCACGACCCUUAUGAGAGCGACGCGUUCAAGGGGCUCGGGGAGUAUACUGAUCUCGACACGCUGUUGUCGUCGUCGGACAUUGUCAGCCUCCACUGCCCGCUCAUGCCGAGCACCCGCUACAUCAUCAACAAGGACUCCCUGGCCAAGAUGAAGAAAGGCGCCAUGCUCGUGAACACGAGCCGCGGCGCGCUCAUCGACACCAAGGCCGUCAUCAAGGCCCUCAAGGGCAAGCAGCUGGGCGGGCUGGCUCUGGACGUCUACGAGGGAGAGAGCAAGAUCUUCUACAAGGAUCAUUCCGGCUCUAUCAUCGACGAUGACGUGCUGUCGAGGCUGACCACCUUCCACAACGUCAUCGUCUGCGGGCACCAGGCUUUCUUCACCGAGGAGGCACUCACGGAGAUCGCUGAGGCUACGAUGAGGAACCUGGGGGAUUUCAUCGAGGGGAAGCAAUGCGUGAACACGCUCAUCAAGGAUCAGCCGCCGACGUCGGGCUUGUUUCCAGUCCGCACGAUAUGA
Molecule: messenger RNA, 1056 nt
Organism: Diaporthe citri
Lineage: Eukaryota; Fungi; Ascomycota; Sordariomycetes; Diaporthales; Diaporthaceae
Exons: 1
Coding region: 1-1056 (351 amino acids)
Molecular function (GO): D-lactate dehydrogenase (NAD+) activity; NAD binding
Source: RefSeq, a predicted model, not a curated record